This is a messenger RNA of Branchiostoma belcheri (Belcher's lancelet), 1325 nucleotides long. Its product is annotated as flavin reductase (NADPH)-like. The transcript is spliced from 8 exons. The coding region runs from base 235 to 900 and encodes 221 amino acids. NCBI's taxonomy places the organism in Eukaryota, Metazoa, Chordata, Leptocardii, Amphioxiformes, Branchiostomatidae. The record is from RefSeq and is a predicted model, not a curated record.
CUGGACCAAACUUGCCCAACCAGGUCCGCUGAAGAGGUGCUGUGGCAGACGCCUUCAGUUUUCCACGGGAUGUGACUAGAAGAGACUAAAUGUGACAACACUUUCCGUGACUACAAGACUGAUCCCUCGCUUGUAUUUAUAUAGGCACAUGCUGUACAUGGCCAUCUUCAGAUGAGUCAAACAACUGCUCGGGAGUAUUCAAUGUUUGUUUGUAAUCCGUAGGUGUAGGACAACAUGUUUCUGGCGGUGCUGGGUGCGUCUGGGCAGACAGGCGUCCACCUGGUGCAGCGGGCCCUGGAUAAGAAGCACCGGGUCCUGGCGCUGGUCCGGGACACGGACAAGAUGAACGGCCUGGUGCGGGACGACAGCCUGGAGGUUGUCCAAGUUGACGUCAUGUCGGAAGAUUCCAUUGCGGCGCAGCUGGAGGGGAGGGAAUUGGACGUGGUGAUUUCCUGUCUGGGCCGGACGGACCGGAAAUCACGUGAGCCCAGCACGUUUCACAGCGACUCCAUGCGGGAGGUAGUGGGAGCAAUGAGGAGGGCAAAGGUCAAGCGACUGGUCUGUGUGUCCUGCUGGUGGACUGUCAGUUGGCCGCAGGACGGGCGCCCCUGGUGGUACCGCUGGUUCGUCCAGAGCGGCUGGAGCGCCACUCACGAGGAUCUGGCGGAGAUGGAAGAGUUCAUCACCAUGUCCUGCACAGACAUCAACUACACCAUCGUCAAACCGCCCAUCUUCCUCACGGACGGGCCAAUGGACACCCGUGAACUGAAGGCGGCCCAGUUGGAGCAGGUUCCCUUCUCCGGCUUUCGACCGAGUCUGUCCAGAGCCAACUUAGCUAGAUUCCUCCUUUUCAUCCUCGGCACUACCAAGUGGAACAGUAGAAAAGUCGCAGUCCUGUGAAGCUGAACGGAGGAGGUGUUUUUCUUUAAUUCACCGUUAAUCCUAAUCGGCUCGGUGUAAUCCAACGUUAGGCGUUGUCGGUGAAUCAUGCUUGUAGCGUAAUUGUCGCUUUAAUUCGAAGUAGCACGUUAUUUGGUAUUCUGAAUCCGUGGUCAAGCAUAUAGCGUCAAAUAGUUUGUUUUACGGAAUCGAACGCCAGAAUAUGCUCCCCCAUGCAGACCCACACUUCGUAUUUACUGACCCUCACCUCUGUGAUUAUUGAUGAUAUUGUCUUGACGAUAAAUAGUGCGUUCGUUUGUUUUAGUUGAUGUCAAAUAUCUGCAUUCUACAUCCUGUAGGCAGCAGGGCAAACCCUUCAGCUAACGGCUGGAUAGUUGGGCAGCUGUGUCCUAUGCUGGGGCCAAGUCAAUAAAUAAAUGCAAAUU